This is a messenger RNA of Ceraceosorus bombacis, 5632 nucleotides long. The record is from the annotation of a GenBank genome assembly. NCBI's taxonomy places the organism in Eukaryota, Fungi, Basidiomycota, Exobasidiomycetes, Ceraceosorales, Ceraceosoraceae.
AUGAUAGCUCCACUAAGGACCGCAGUUUCGCGCGCCAGCGUUCUCAGUCACUCCACGAGACUGUGAGUAGCAGUGGUGCUUGAAGCUUCGCUUCUUGUCCCCUUCCGCUGCGCUGUUUUGACUAGAUAUCAUUCGCAACCAGCACCCGAUCAGCUUCGUCACGAUGGUCACAAGCCCGCACAAUGGCGUCUGAAGCCGCCCCCGAAGCUUCUAGUAGCUCUACCGCUCAAGCAGCAGCCCCUGCCGAUCCUAAGCUCAGCGCAAUUGUGGACCAGAUCGAAAAGCUGACUUUGUUGGAGGCCGCUGAGCUGGUUACUCAGCUCAAGGUGAGAGGUCCAUUGCUGCAGAAGCGAUAGGUAGGUCACGCUGACCCUCCCUCCACGCCAUUCUCGCAGACGCGCCUUAAUAUUCAGGACAUUGCGAUGCCAUCGGCUGCGCCUGCUGCUGCUGCUCCCGCUGCUGGAGGAGGUGCUGCGGCUUCAGCAGCACCGGCAGAGGAGGAAAAGCCCAAGGAGAAGACGAUCUUCACGAUCAGACUAAAAGGAUUGAAGGAUGCGGGAGCCAAGGCCAAGGUCAUUCGUGAGGUCAAGGCUUUGAACAGCUCAAUGUGAGUGAUCGCUCGCGAUGGGCCUGGCGUCUGCUACAAUUGCGCACGCCGCCUUUGUCCCUCUUCUUGAUUGAGCUUUUCCGAAUAGAAUCGCUGUCGCUGACACUCACCCCUGCACAGGAACCUGGUCGAGGCUAAGAAAUUCGUCGAGUCGGCACCCCAGGUGCUCAAGGAGGGUGUGCCCAAGGAGGAGGCGGAGAAGUUGCAGAAGGCCAUUGAGGCUGCUGGUGGAGAAGUCGAGCUGGAGUGAGGAGAUACACGACAGAGUGCUGGGGUAUGGAGGAUGUGGCUUGCGGGCUGCGGACGCACACGAGGAGCAGGCAUGUCUCUGACAUACGCCAUCGCGGUUGACAAUGCAUACACUGGCUCACAUCUACCUGCCCCGUCGGAGAGAGAGCUAGAAGUUCUGGCCAAGCGUGGUCGAAUGCGCAUCACUCUCAGUCCCAAGGACGAAGCACGACACUUCGCCACGCGGGCGUCGGCGCCAUCGACGGACUGUACCGGUAAGGUAAAGCUAAACCUUGAACUUGAUCACUCCACGCCACCCAGAAGGCUCCAGGUACACUCACCUGGCCAUGCCUGUUUUGAAAAGGCAUCCUUAGGCAGCAAAGCCCAUUGAUGCCGUUCCAAACAGCAGGUAUCUUUCGCUUGGCAAUGCGCUGAUCUGCUGGCAGCGAAAGCGUCGCCACUUGCUGCGUAUGGGCCGCCAGAGACCACUUUCACGACGGUCGCAGCCGGAGAGUCGGCGUCAGCCGGUCGCGCCCCUCGCCACUCACGCAGCCUCCGUUCCUCCUUCUCGAAAUGUCAGGGCGGCGUCCUCGGUGGGCUAUUCGUGCGCAGCCCGCCUUCCAAAGCUCCUACUUCUGCAGUUUGACCUAGCUAAAGGAUUAACGUUGCAAGUCAACGCCACGGCUGCAUCUCAAACGCCGGCUUUAUGACAGCACUGACGCGGCAGGUGAGCGCUACAUUAGUCGGCUCUCUUGCGACGGCGCUUGUGUUGAUGCCACAAUGUCACCAUGCCACCACAAUUACUGAGCGACGAGUGACGGGUUUCGAUCGUUUCAAAGCAGUGGCGACGAGCCAAGCGGAAGCUUUCGAGGUCGGCGGGCUUGCCACCUGAGCGGCUUGAGCAGACCGUGGCUCGAGCUCAAAUAGCCAGCGCUUGACGUUGCAAACUUGCCCUUCUGCUAUCCUACUUCGAAGUCUCGUGAGACCUUUCUUCACUUCUGAUUCCGCGAUGAGGUCUGGUACCCGUGCUUUAUUCAUCCUUCUGCUCACUUUCUUGCUUCAUGCACCUACUGUCAAAAGCAGGCCUUUCGCUGGUCGGAUCGGGCUUGGCAGUGAUCGUGUGCAUGCCGGCAUCGAGCGCGACGAGCUUGCAACACGUCAGCUAGAUCUCCACUCCAAGAAGCCCACAAAGGUGCGCAGCUCGAUGUCUGACGAGCGGAGCAGAAGCGCUUGACAACUCAUUCAAAUUCAUCCGUUUCCUUCAGAGGUUCGACGCAGGAGCUGCGCUCUCCAACAGUAGCCUGUUGCGUCGCGCCGAUGACGAGCACGUCGUGUCGAAAGUGGGUCCACUAUGCUGAAUAUUGUUCGCGCCGCCGCUGACGUGCAAGUGCUCUCUGACCCAGGCCCUGAAAUGGAUUAGUAACAAGUCAGGCUUCGGUAGCGCCGGCAAAAGUGACACAUCACAAAACGAACACAAUGUCGAAUCGCAGUUAGGGUCCGGUCCGGAUGCAACGACCAGCCCCCUCCAGCGCCUGCACAUUUCGGAUCCUGUCAUAGUGGCGCUUCCAGCUCAUCGAUACGGACCUCACGCAACCGAACAUUCCCUGAGUCAAGAGGCGCGGCCCUUGAUGGGAUACGACGGCAUUCCAGUUGGCCAUCCUGUCAAGAUUCGGACUAGCGGCAUGUCGAUGGAUCAACGCUUGGAUCACUGGCGCUCCAAGUACGCCUCCGGCAGAGUGAACUUCGGAGGGAAUGUCAAUGUUGCUCGACCCCCUCCUCUAGAAAGUCAGGCUAUCCAUGUUCAACAUCCGGAAUAUCGUUGGACCAACAACUACUAUGCGGAUCACAUGACGCGAGCUGAUCACGACGUCAUCUUUCGAAGACCGCAAGACUUUCACCCGAGCCAGUUGUCCCCCGAAAAGUUCAAGAGCGUUGCGGAAAAUGGGUUUCUACGAGAUGAGGUAUUCAUGAACAGGAUGGGAGAUGGCUACGCAUGGGACUGGUACAAGCACUACCACGGUGUCAGCUCUGCGCCUAGCAGUCCCACCGCUCACACACCACUCAUUCAGCCCCAGCGACCGGUUUUGCGGCAUGAAGGGUCGAUUCUUCACGAUGUGAGUGCAUGAAGCGCAACGAUCUGACGUCAACUUGGUUUGGAUUCGUCUAGAAGACCACGCUUUCUGGGGAUCCGUGUCUUCCCGCACGCCGGGCUGCCCGAAGCCGGUAUUCGAAGCAACCUGCUGCUCUUGGUAACCCCCCGGACGCAGUCUCAUGACGAGCCGGUAUACGUAGCGCUGAGCAACGACUUUACCCUCUGCCGUGAACAGCCCAACCAAGUUUCGCGCCGAGAUGCUGAUUCAAAUGAGACGCUAGUCCGUCGCGCUGAGGAUGAAAACCUUGGCAUGAAGGUGGGUCUGACUUUCCCGAUCGUGUUGCCUAGCACUUGACUCGAUCAGUCACUGUCCUCGAUAGGUCUUGAAUUGGAUCCGCGAGAAGGCCAACCACUCGAAAGCAACCUCGUCGGAUCACGCCGCUCUGUCGCCAUCGUCAUCAGGAGUCUCCUCGCCGCACACAAUGCCCACGAGUCCUAUGUCGGAGAAGGCUGGGCCAUCUCUGUCAAGAACUGGAGACGAGCACAACUCCAUGCCAUCGGCAGUCGCUUCUACGCAGCGUCUACAGAUCACGGAUCCAGCCGUAGUCGCCUGGCCUGACCAUCGUAUCCCUGAUCACAUGCUCGCGCGUCCGCGACCGGAUGUUGUCCCAUACCUGCACUUCCAGUCUUCGAACUGGUAUGUUUGCAAAGUUGCCAAUUAUCUUCGACUCAUCACGUGCAGCUGAUGUUUGACCCAUUCCAGGCCCAAUUUGCGUCCUAGACUGGGUCCACACGCGCCCGGCAAUGCUCGCUCAAGGGCUCAAGUACUCGAUGAGUGGGUGGCUGACACGCUCCCGUCUAUCCAUGGCCCACUUUGACACUCGCAACAACUUCGUUGUAUCUCAUUUUGCAGGUUGACAUGGCAUUACCAGAAUAUGCCACGCGAAAGGCUACGUGAGCUAGGUAUCAUUCCUCUUGCGUGCGUCGCCAGCGCUGCUCGCCUCCCGAUAGCGAAGAUGCUGAAAGCGGUUGCCACGAUCUGCUUGGCUCUCGCAGUCUUCCCAUCCGCGACAGCCGAGGACGCGAUGGAAUUCCCAUAGGAAAACCAAUCACUUUUCAAAGUCGAGGUAUCAGUGUUGCCCACCAACGCGCAGUAUGGAAGGCGCGUUCCGGCAGCGGUAGGAACGCAGCUAGGAACCCCGGGUCACCUCUCCAGCCACGUCAUCGACAAUCUGGCGUUCAUUACACGGACGACUUUCACAGCGAUUAUCAAUAUUGCAACGGACCUGCAUGUCACGUCACAGUGUUUAGGCGGCCGCCUGGCUUCCAUCCGAGUCAACUAACACCCGCUGAAUUCAAAACGGUAGCUGAACACGGCUUUUUAGAGAAUUCCUCGUUCGUGAAUCGGAUGGGAGACGCGGAUCAUUGGAAAGCGCUACAACGGGUACAUGGGGUCAGCACAGAACGUGUCCAUCCAACGCGGUCGGAAAAUCACUACUACUUCGGACACAUAGAUCGUCGUGGGCUAGGCGAGGAUGUUGGUGUACUGGUGAAGCUCAAAGAAAAACAUGGCAAGGUAGGUAUUGUACGGGCGGAGGAAGGCACUUGUGGUGAGACAAUUGCUGACUCUUACUCAGAAUUCUCAGACACUCAAGAGCUUAUCCCUAUCAAAGACCGAGGGCUCUCGAGGAGAGUCUCAUCAAAAGCUUGGAAGUAGCUCAGCAGAUAGGCUGCAGACAAAGGGAAGCCAGCAGCUCGCGGACACCAGCGCUGCACACUCAGCGCCCACAACGUCAGCUGUCUCUCCUGUUUCCUCUCAACCUGACCAGAAGAAUGUGCUGCGCCCGCCUACCCGUCUUACCUACGACUCGUCAGACGGCAAGGCUGAAUUCCCAGAACGCUAUAGGACGGGUUCGCCAAUCACACGCGAGCAGCUGGAGCGUGCAGCAGAAAGAAAAGCCAGGCUCAAGGCCAGCGAACUGAGGGCCAGUCGACUUGCUUUGGAAGGUCGAAUGGGUGCCAGCAAAGAUCACGCUCCUGCUGCUAAGGCGCGCACGCCGGACUUCGCUGUCGACGCGGUGCAAAGUGAAAAGGAAGCUUCGGAUGUACACGACGCAGCUAAGAAGGUACAACCUGAUGCUGCUCCGCUGCGUAUGCCAGGUCCCACGAUUGUCGCAUUGCCUCCAGAAGCAAGAACUCCUCUGGGUAUGUCGGGGUCGCAUAUCCCUCAGGUCUCCUCUGCAACUCGACCUGUGUCGCACCUACGGGUUGUGACCGAUCGUCUGGGAGGAGAGGCGAGCUCAUCGCGCGCAUCGCGCGCAUCGAGUCUGCGAGCUGCUUCCGGCGAAGGGCACGAUGAUGCUGCUGCUGCGAAGCCCGACAACAGACGUAAUCUGGAAGCGCUGAGGAUUGUCGGACACCCACACCCAGUCAAUGUUGUAGGACGGCCCGUGAUCAUUCACGAGAGGAUGCUUUCUCCCAAUUCUCAACAAGCUCUGCUUUAUCACCAAGGGCCACCACCAAAACCAGACGGGGUUCGUCUGGAGGUAUCGCACCAGCCCGCUACCGGAAGGGUCGUGCUGUUCGGAAGACCCCCUAAUUUCAACCCCCAAACACUGUCGCCUAACUCGCGCAAGGUGAUGAAGGACUCCGGCUUGGAAUGGGACAGCCGUAUAGCCCCGUACAAACCUCCGUACAGUCAUUAA